GUUUACAAAAGAUACUGCCAGGUUCAAGGAUGAAUUAGAUAUUAUGAAGUUCAUUUGCAAAGAUUUUUGGACAACUGUAUUCAAAAAGCAAAUAGAUAACCUAAGGACUAAUCAUCAGGGUAUUUAUGUCCUUCAAGACAAUAAAUUUCGCCUCUUGACACAAAUGUCUGCAGGAAAACAGUAUUUAGAACAUGCACCAAAGUAUUUAGCAUUUACCUGUGGACUAAUCAGAGGAGGCCUAUUGAAUUUGGGAAUAAAGAGUAUUGUAACAGCUGAAGUUUCAUCAAUGCCUGCAUGUAAAUUUCAGGUGAUGAUACAGAAGAUGUAGAGCAGAUUCAAAUCUGGGUAUCUAUGUUAAAAAUCCUUUGUGUGUGGAUUGAGUAUCUUGGUUCAGCUUUGUAUGUAGCUUGUAAAUUAUAGCAUUGUGCAGCACAAUUCAAAAUAUGUAAUAAAUAUUCAUCAAAAUAA
This is a messenger RNA of Pterocles gutturalis (yellow-throated sandgrouse), 468 nucleotides long. RefSeq names its product trafficking protein particle complex 6B (gene TRAPPC6B). The annotation marks the transcript as partial. The record is from RefSeq and is a predicted model, not a curated record. Gene Ontology annotation, biological process: endoplasmic reticulum to Golgi vesicle-mediated transport; regulation of GTPase activity. Gene Ontology annotation, cellular component: trans-Golgi network; TRAPP complex; cis-Golgi network. The transcript is spliced from 4 exons. Lineage: Eukaryota; Metazoa; Chordata; Aves; Pterocliformes; Pteroclidae.